This is a messenger RNA of Ylistrum balloti, 3964 nucleotides long. Its product is annotated as NEDD4-binding protein 1-like. The record is from RefSeq and is a predicted model, not a curated record. NCBI's taxonomy places the organism in Eukaryota, Metazoa, Mollusca, Bivalvia, Pectinida, Pectinidae. Bases 64 to 2745 code for a protein of 893 amino acids. Gene Ontology annotation, molecular function: RNA endonuclease activity; mRNA binding. The transcript has 6 exons. Gene Ontology annotation, cellular component: nucleus; cytoplasmic ribonucleoprotein granule.
CCCAUUUGUGAAUUUGAUUGAACUAUUGGCGUACUUCAAAAAAUAGAUAAAACGUUUUAAGCAAUGGAUGAAUUCAUUGUGGAUCGAGGUCGGGUACCCCGGCUUUGCGAAUUUCAGAAGAAAAUAGAGAGGAUGUAUGAAGUGAAAAUUGGAUUCGAAGAUGUCGCCAAAGCUAGUCAACAAUGGAUCAUCGUUCAAGGCGAAAAUAUGGACAGACAGAAUGCAAAGGAAUACAUCCUUGCUCUGUGCGAUCCAAAGGAAAUGCAGACUCUUACGUUUAAAAAUUGCCGAGCAUUAUUAAGUAAUGAAACAAUAGAACAAAUAGAGAAGCAAACCAAUGCUGUGAUAGUCAUGGAGGGGACAUCAUCAGUAACCAUCACCGGCACUGACCUUGGUGUGACCUUGGCCAUGUCAUCUUUAGAGGAAUUGCUUGGACAGUAUGACACAGAGAUGGAUGGAACUGAAGGGAAAACAAAUGAAAAAGAUACUACAGCUGAUGAUUCUGUAUCACCAUGGUCACUGAGACUGGACACCUCCCUACAGAGGGCAUUAUCUCAACAAAGUGAUGGCAACAGUAGUAUGACUAUUGAAGACUAUGAUAACGCUUCAGCAUCUGUUAAAAGGGUGAUUUUACACUGCUUGAAUGACACAGCCACUGAUGAUAUUGACGAUGUUUUAUUGUUUGAAAGUAAUUCUCCAAAAGAUAGUUCUAAAUCAUUAAAUCAGUUCAAACUUCCUCUUUUGAUCGGGGAUGAGCAGACAGACAGUGCUAAUACACAACACCAAAAACAAAAUAUUGAAACAGAUAAUAAUCAAAUUGAUGGGAGAGUUGGCAACCUCACCCAGCAAUUAACCGAUGCAAAUAUUUCACAAGCUGAAGGUAACAAUGCACCAAAACCGUCAAGUGCUUUUCCAAAUUCAAAGUUGUCAAAGGAACUUGAAUAUUUAAGAAAUUUUGGUUUAUCUGUUGGUUAUAGUGUAAGCAUUAUUGAAGAAGGUUUGAAAUUUGCUGAUGAAAAUACACAAGUUUCUGACUUCAUAGAAAUAUUAACAAAAAUUUCUGAUAAUAAUUCAGAAGGUAAUUGUAACAAAGGGAAUAGGAGUCCAUCUCCCGAGGUAGAAAUAUUGAGUUAUUCUAAGAAUUUUGGAAAUUUUCCUCCUCCUCCACCAAUACCUAGUCCAAGUAAGCUUGCUGACAUGACAGGUCGACGAAGUCUGCCGCCAGAAUAUAAAAGUAAAUUAAUCAAAGAUUUCUCAGAAGAGAAAAACGACUUACCUAUUGAAGAACUCAAGAGACGAAAUGAGGAAAGACAAUCAGUACUGAAAGCAUCAUUUGAUGAUGAAAAUGUUUCAAAGAAAAACCAAAAUCAGCCCACACCAGGACAUAGAGGAGAGAAGAAUGGACAUAAUAAUGUGAUAAAACAGAAAGGUCAAGGUCGCUCUCAAAGUAAAAAGAAUAAACAAAAAGCAAAGCAACCAAGUGUAGAAACACCUUCACAGUAUAUUGAGGUGGAUGAAAAAGAAGAAGAAACUUGUGUUAUGGAACCAUGGCAAGAUGAUGUAGAUGAUGAUUGUAGAAUUGUAGAUGUUUCUCGACCUAAUCCUGUGCCAGUUGUGGUGCAGCCAAAUAGACAGCAACAACAGAAAAAUUAUACCCAACAAUCUUAUGGGAAAGGCUUUCAUCAACAGUUCAGUGCUAUGUCAUCACCUCAGAGGCAGCAACCAGUCACAGGAUUUCAGCAGCAGCUACAGAGAGGACCAGUCGGAGGAAAGCCAGAUGACCUCAGAUAUAUUGUCAUUGAUGGCAGCAAUGUUGCCAUGACGCAUGGUAACGGAAAAAUAUUUUCUUGUCGUGGAAUUAAAAUUUGUGUUGAUCACUUCCUGAAGAGAGGACAUAAACAAGUGACAGCGUUUGUUCCAGAGUGGAGGAAAUACCGUCCACGCAUGGAGAACCCUAUCCGUGAGCAGAACCUUCUGACAGAGCUGAAGGAGGCAGGAUACCUUGUCUUCACUCCAUCUCGAAGGGUUAAUGGCAAACUGAUCAGUUCCUAUGAUGACAGAUUUGUGCUGGAAUUAGCAGAGAGAGAGGAUGGUGUGGUUGUUUCUAAUGAUCAGUACAGAGAUCUGAUGCAGGAGAAAGCAAGCUGGAGAACAUUAGUAGAGGACAGGUUGCUGAUGUUCACAUUUGCCGGUGACAACUUUAUGAUCCCAGAGGAUCCUCUUGGCCAGGACGGCCCUACUCUUGGCCAGCUUUUACAUAAGAUACCCCCAUAUGCUGGAGCACACAAAAGGCCUUUAUCACCUGACAAGUCAGAGAGAGGAAACUUUCGACAACAACAAAACAAUUGGACUAACAUGCCCCCUUUACCCUUUUGUGUAGGUAAUGCUAGAUUUCCCCAUCAAAAUUUACAGCAAAGGGGUUUAAACCCAAAUCAAGUCUAUCAAAGACCUCCCUCUCAGCAGUUUCAUGGGAAUCCAUUCCGUCAAAAUCAGCCAAAUGGUGGUGCAGUGUUCCAAGGGGCCCACAGGGGGCGAGGACAGCGUUACCCCCACCCCCAACCAAAUAAAUUCACCGCAUUGUCCUCCAGGUCUGAACAGUCAACUGAAGAACUCUUUACGCAGCUCAAGUGUAUUUUCUCAGAGAGUAAGCAGGAACAAAAGUUAAGAGAAGUCCUUCGGAAUCAUCAGGAGGAAACAGACUUAAAUCGUCUCACCAACUACUGCAUGAAUGCAAUAUUUUCCUAGAGAGUGGACUGUAAAUUUUUUUUUUUUUUUGUUUGGUCACAUUGAAAGGAUUUGGUCCUGUGACAAGCCAACACUGCAGCACAAACAGGCUCCUGCCUAAUCUCUACAUAUGAUUGUGGCUUCUCUGAAUUUAAAGGAUGUUUAUUAAAGUAUGGAAGAAAAGUCUGUGAUAAAAUCAUAAAGUUUUGUUUCAAAAUUUGUUUUUUGUACAAAAUUUUAUGAUUGGUGAAAUACAGAAUGGUAUAGUUGUGAUGAAAGGUUUAAACUCUAUAUAUUGGCUUAUUGGCAGUAAAGUGAGGAAGCCAUUGACAGAGUUUGAUAAGCAGUAUACAUUCUGUAUACAGAUCUUAAGGAUUUAAACACUUUCAACAAUGGUGACAUUGAUGAUAAUAAAUUAAUCAGAAAUAGACUAAGAAGGAAAAAUACUAUUCUAGUUAUCAGGGACAAAUUUGAUUGAUUAUCAGGUCGUCUCUGAAUAUCAUUAUAUGGCGUAGCUAAUAUCAGUUUUAUAUGAAAAAAAUUAUAGAAGAAGAUAUUUAUAUAUAUAUGUACAUGCUUUGUUUAGGAGAUCUGUGAGAUCUGUUAUAUUUUGCUGGCUGCAUUACUUUGUACACAUGUUAAACAUUUUAUUCUGAUAAACAGUAAGUUGGGAUAUUCUGGUUUUGGGAAAAUUUGAGAAGUGGAAUGGUUUUAUUUUUGUCUAAAUGUUGCAUUUUCCUCAACCUUAUGCUAAUUUUAGUACUCUAUUUUGUCAUUAGUUUACUGAAUCCUUAACUCAAUUAUGUGCAAGUUUAAUUCUGUUUGGAAGUCCUGACAAGUGUUAGGCAAAAUAUAUAUUGGUGUAAAGAGCUAAUUUGACAUGUGUUUAAUUUCUAUACUUUAAAGCCAGACACCAAAUAAAUAAGAAAGCAACUAGAUCCAAAAUAUCCCAAUUUUAUGGUUGUUAUGCAUUCAGCAUUCCAGAACACUUUAUUCUCCAAGUGAAAAUGUAUAUUGUCUUGUUUGAAGUAAAGUCAUUAACUGGAACAGAGUUGAAUUUUCUCUCUUUUUCACAAUAGUAUCAACACAUCACUAUAAUUAAGUUUUCUUAUGACCAGCAUACUAGGUUUUUCAUGUAUUGAUGAGAGAAGCCAUACUUAGGUCAGAACUGUUGGUUAGAGAACAACAGUGACUUCAAUUUCAAUCUACUAUUAAUGUAUAAUCUAAUUCAUUUUCUCAC